Diplodia corticola is the source of this 375-nucleotide messenger RNA. RefSeq lists its product as uncharacterized. The record is from RefSeq and is a predicted model, not a curated record. Bases 1 to 375 code for a protein of 124 amino acids. The transcript has a single exon. Lineage: Eukaryota; Fungi; Ascomycota; Dothideomycetes; Botryosphaeriales; Botryosphaeriaceae.
AUGGCCACCACACCAAUCAGCCCAGGCCCCGGACGGACAGCGCAAAACGAAAAACCCAAGCUCACCAGGAUGCCACCGACACGCCUCGCCCUCGUUCUUGGUGACGUCGUACUCGGCCGCGCACCGGGCGCAGCUCUCGUAGCGCCGCCGCUUCGUCGUCGUCGUCGUCGACGAGCCGCUGCCGCUGCCGCUACCGCCGCCGCCGCUGCCGUCCCAGCUCAGCCGCGAAAAGGACGACUGCACCGUCUGCACCAGGAAUUCCUGCUCGACCGCCUCGCGGCACGGCCGCUCCGCGAAGGCGAUGCGCAGCAGGAUCUCGCGCACCAGCUCCGGCGACGCCGCCUGGAUCGCGUCGAUGAGGGCUUGUUGUUGUGA